This is a messenger RNA of Cyprinus carpio (common carp), 2600 nucleotides long. RefSeq names its product acyl-CoA thioesterase 11a (gene acot11a). Gene Ontology annotation, molecular function: lipid binding; thiolester hydrolase activity. NCBI's taxonomy places the organism in Eukaryota, Metazoa, Chordata, Actinopteri, Cypriniformes, Cyprinidae. The record is from RefSeq and is a predicted model, not a curated record. Gene Ontology annotation, cellular component: extracellular exosome.
GAACACUAUAUGCGCGCGACUGAAGAGGUAUUUUAGCUGACUUCCCUUGAGCGAAGAACUUCCGUGAACGCUUGAGUCUGUCACUGAAGUUAUAGUCCUGCGAGAAAGGUUGCUGUGCUGAAUCUAACCAGACUGUCUAGGCAGAUCGCGCUGCUGCGAUCUUCAGCAUAUCAGUAUGGCAUCAGAAUCCCAUCAUAAGGAGAAUCUGCACAACCUUCAGCUGGAGGAUGAAGGACAGCAUCGCAACCCUUCGGAGGUGAAGAUGAGCCAGAUAGUGGUGCCCUGCCAUGCCAACCACUGCGGAGAGCUGAGCAUCGGACAGCUGCUCAAAUGGAUGGACUGCACAGCAUGUCUGUCUGCUGAGAGACAUGCUGGAUGCCCCUGUGUGACAGCUUCUCUUGAUGACAUCUACUUUGAGCACACCAUUGGUGUUGGACAAGUGGUCAACAUUAAGGCCAAAGUCAACAGGGCCUUCAACUCAAGCAUGGAGGUGGGGAUAGAGGUGAGCUGUGAGGACCUGUACAGUGGCCGUCAUUGGAGAGUGUGUCAGGCUUUUGCCACAUUUGUUGCCAAACGCACAGAUGCAAACAAGGUGCAGCUGAAGCAGGUUGUGCCCUGCACACACCAAGAACAGGUGGAGCACAGUUUAGCAGCUGAGAGGAGGAGGAUGAGACUCAUUCACCACAACAUCAUGCAGGACUUACUCAACAACAAGACCCUCCAGAGAAGUAUCAGUGAGGAGAGCCAUGAUGAAGAUGAGGCUUUGUCGACAGAAAGAACAAGGGUGGAAAGUGUCGAGCUGGUACUUCCUCCUCAUGCCAAUCACCAGGUCAACACAUUCGGAGGCCAGAUUAUGGCCUGGAUGGAAAAUGUCGCUACCAUUGCAGCCAGUCGUUUAUGCAAUGCUCAUCCAACUCUGAGGGCUAUAGACAUGUUUCACUUUAGAGGCCCUUCCCAGGUUGGAGAUCGUUUGGUUCUAAAGGCCAUUGUCAAUAACACAUUCAAGAACAGUAUGGAGGUUGGUGUCUGUGCAGAAGCCUAUCACGGAGAUGAACCUCUGAGGCAUAUUAAUAGUGCCUUCAUGACAUUUGAGGUGCUGGAUGAGAAAGGAAGGCCACGUCCACUGCCCCCCAUAAAACCUGAACCUCAGGAGGGACAGAGGAGAUAUCAGGAGGCCCUUGCCAGGAAGAAGAUUCGUCUUGAUAGGAAGUACAUUAUCUCAUGCAAGCAGACCGAGGUGCCACUGUCUGUCCCGUGGGACACCAGUAACCAGGUUUAUCUGAGCUACAAUAAUGUGUCUGCCUUGAAGAUGCUUGCAGCCAAAAACAACUGGGACCUCAGCUCAAAGAAGAACAAGGUGAGCCUGUAUACAGUGGAGGAGAGUCAGAGUUUGUGUUUCAGGGUGGAGUUUGAGAUGGAAAUCCCAGCACAAAGAGCCUUCAUCCUCCUCUCAGAUCUCAGUCGCAGACAUGAAUGGGACCAACACUAUACUUUGUGUAAGCUGCUCCUUAGGGUUGAUGAGGAUGAUUUCAUCUAUCAAGUUGUUACUCCUUCGGUCAGUAAAGGAGGAAAAUAUCAGGACUUCAUUUUACUGGCCUCUAGAAGACCACCCUGUGAUAGCGGGGAUCCAUAUGUAAUUGCCCUAAGAUCAGUUGCUCUACCCUCUCAUCCGCCAACAGAGGAAUUCCACAGGGGUGAGGUGGUCUGCGCUGGGUUCACCAUUUAUGAGGUUUCAAAAAGUGUCUCUAAGGUAGGAAAAUACAAAAUGAUGGUCACAAUGUACUUCACACUGAAGUGUCUUAGAGGUUUUCUGUUUUGCCCUCAGAUUUGCUACUAUAAUCAGACCAGUCCAGAAGUCCUGCCAUACAUCUCCACUGACAUUGCAGGCCUCUCGUCCAGUUUCUACUCAAUAUUCUGUGCAUGCAGGCAGUACCUACUGGACAACAUAAUCAGCACAUCUGCAUUCACCCCUUCUGUGUUAUAACUGGCAGCUGCUGGGCUGAACUCAUCAUGAUGUGCUACAGUACAACUUAUAUUUCAGUUUAUGCUUUUCCAGGGGCCAUAUCUAAUAUUUUUGUAGUAUUUAAUUUUUUUCCCACUUAAAAUCUAUUAGGGUUAAGCCAGGAAUAAACUGUUUUCAGUUCGGAUACUCAAGAGGUUGUGAGACAUUACACACGUUACGUUAUCAGUUAACCUGAUAAUUAUGUCAAAGCAGUUGAAACACGGCACGACUGUACUGUAUGGCAAUCAUGUAAAGUUUUGCGCUUAACAUAGAGGUUGAAUUUUCAAUGUUGCUGCUAUUGCUUUGGAAAGAAAAAAGAAAAAGAUUUAGAGAGAGAACAGCAAAGUCAUUUGGUUAAAAAAACUGGAGAGUCUGCACUCUCCAGAUGUGAUGUGUCUGUGUACAAUUUGGGAAUGGGGGGAACUCUGGUCAAAUUCAGGCUGACUGAAUUUUUGUCAACAUGUUUAAAAAUUAUUGGGAGCACAGGAGGUGCUUGUAAGGUACUUGGCUUGAUUUGUAAGAUUGGUUGGCACAAAAAAUUACAAUAUUUUGUAUGAGCAAAAUGUAUGCUCAGAAAAAAAUAUAUUAACUCACUGAA